Molecule: messenger RNA, 684 nt
Organism: Funneliformis mosseae
Lineage: Eukaryota; Fungi; Glomeromycota; Glomeromycetes; Glomerales; Glomeraceae
Source: the annotation of a GenBank genome assembly
AUGUCUAAAUUAUAUUCACGUCUUCCACGUUAUAUACAAAGUUCUCAAGUGGCAAAAAAUGAAAAACAACCGCCAGUUUCCGAGACCACGAGAAAAUUUGUCCCAAAUUUCGUUAUGGGAUCAAUAGAGACUACCACUAAGGAUCCUUCAAAGAUUUUUGCGACCAAAGUAAAGGACAAGGUGUUGCUUCUUGAUAAUCCGUUAAAAAGCUCCAAUGAGAAGAAGAAAAGAAUGCUGCUGAAGAAGAAAUACAAAGUGAUGAGUGCGAAAGAAAAGAAACAAACCAAGAUUUAUGAAGUUCCAAAAGAAUGUCAUAAAUAUGAACUCUUUCUUCCUUUACAUGAGCUUUGGCUUCAAUACAUUGAAGAGCUAUAUGGGAAAUCAAAUCCUAUCGUUUUUGCUCAAAAAUUAUUGAGAGCUGAUUUUCACGGAGCAAUUCUUACAGUCUCUAAAUCAAAAUGUGCAUCUUAUGUUGGAGUUACAGGAAUUGUUAUCCAAGAAACAGAGAAUAUGUUCAAGUUAAUUACAAAAGGUGAUAGCUUGAAAUGUAUCCCGAAAGGGCAUAGUAUUUUCACAUUUCAACUUCGUGAUCAUAUGUAUAUUUUGUACGGUGACCAAUUUCGAUACAGGUCAGCAUCUAGAGUUACAAAAAAAUUCAAGAAUAAACCGUCGAUAGAUUUAUGA